Mycena citricolor is the source of this 354-nucleotide messenger RNA. NCBI's taxonomy places the organism in Eukaryota, Fungi, Basidiomycota, Agaricomycetes, Agaricales, Mycenaceae. The record is from the annotation of a GenBank genome assembly.
AUGAUCCAAAGAAUGGCAACGAGAGGGUUUGUUGAAGGCCUAGACAUCAUAAAGGGCGAAGUGCGGGGAAUGUGCCAGGAUUGCAUUCUCGGAAAGCAAGAUCGAGCCCCGUUUGAUGACGAAGUUGUCCACAAGAACAAUGCACUGGAACGCGUCCACCUCGACCUGUGGGGGAGAGCUCGGACACCAAGCUGGGGAAGAGCAGUGUACCUACUGUUAAUCUCGGAUGGGGGAACCAGCAUGAAGUUUCCCGUAUUCCUGGCAGACAAGCGCAAGGAGACCGUCCUCAAGGCUUUUGCAGCGUGGGUGACGGAAGUUGAGGUUCAAACGGAACGGAAGCUAAAGGUUGUCUGA